Molecule: messenger RNA, 4734 nt
Organism: Ostrea edulis (European flat oyster)
Lineage: Eukaryota; Metazoa; Mollusca; Bivalvia; Ostreida; Ostreidae
Exons: 9
Coding region: 91-2058 (655 amino acids)
Biological process (GO): base-excision repair, AP site formation
Cellular component (GO): nucleus
Molecular function (GO): mismatch base pair DNA N-glycosylase activity
Source: RefSeq, a predicted model, not a curated record
CUUUACGGACUCUCCCUGUAAUAUUUUUAGACAACUCAACUUCAACGCCAUUGGGUAAUAAUUCACCUUUGACCUUUUCCAACCAAUCAGAUGAAAGAAGAGAUCGAGAACAAAGCUUCAUCGAGAGAAGCACCUGCAGGUUCUGUUUUAGCAAUGAACAAUGCAGAUCUCUUUAUGAUGGAAACACCAACAUUUCCACAACCCAUUGGACAGAUGCCUGGGAGCCCAAUGGUGUACCCCCCAGGGUUCAAUGUUCCAGAUCCUAGACUAAUUAAGCAGGAGCCUGUAGAAAGUCCACAGAAGAAGAAAAGAGGAAGAAAGAAAAAAGAGGAAAACCAGGAGAAGAUAACUGAUCACAUGCCCACAAAGAAGAAAAAACGGGACCGGUUUAACGGGAUGAGUGAGGACGAAGUCAUGAAACGGGAGUUACCUGACCACUUACAUGAAAAUUUAGAUAUACUUAUCGUGGGCAUUAAUCCAGGGCUAUGUGCUGCCUAUGUUGGACAUCACUAUGCUGGACCAGGCAACCAUUUCUGGAAGUGCUUGUUUCUGUCUGGGUUGAUUCCGGAGCAGUUGAAUGCUUAUGAUGACUACAAACUGGUGAAGUACGGGAUUGGGUUUACUAACAUUGUCGCCAGAACAACCAGAGGAAGUGCUGAUUUAACAAGGAAAGAAAUAAAGGAAGGAGCAACAAUAUUAUCAGAGAAAAUCAUGAAAUACAGACCAAAAAUAGCAGUGUUUAAUGGGAAAGGUAUUUAUGAAGUUUUUGUGGGCCAUAAGAACUUUGCCUUUGGAAAGCAACCUGAACCAUUCGCAGGAACUGAAACGCUUGUGUAUGUAAUGCCGUCUUCUUCCGCUCGCUGUUCCCAGCUUCCCCGAGCCAUUGACAAGGUUCCCUUUUACACAGCUUUAAAGAAACUGCGCGACUACUUACGUGGAGAUCUACAAAAGUUAGAUGACUCUGAGGUCUGCUUUCCUGAUGUGGAACUCAAGGUUGUAAAGAAAGAACCUAAACAAGAGAAAGUUGAGGAAGAUUCUAAAAACAAUCCCCCCUUGUUUGGGAACAACCCAGGGGCUAUUAUGACCCCUCCACAAAUGGACCAGGGAAAUUUCGCUCACGCUAGCAGUCAAAACAUUUGUCAUCCUAGCAAUCCAAAUUUCAUGAGCAUCAAGCAGGAGCCUGCAUUUUCCCCUCAGGAAUAUGGAGGUUCAAUAUCCGGAUGUGCUCAAAAUAACUUUACAGCUUCUAACAUUUCAACCCCUCAAAUGUUCAACAACCAAUUCUCUCAAUCAGAUUUCUCCCCACAGCAAAUGUCUCAGCAGGUAAUGGCUCAUGGCAAUCAACAAGGACCAGGCUUCCCGGGAAACUUUCAAUCUGAAGCUUACAGCAGGCAGAGUGACUUCCACCCUAGUCAGAUGUUCACACAGUCUAUGGCACUGGCCUCACAAAUGGCCUUCAGUCAAGGAGGAUCGAACUUUCAGAUGAGAGGGCGGUACCAAAUGGCAAUGUCUUCUUCUUGGAGGGGUCAAGUACCAAUCAAGCAAGAACCGCACGACUGGUCUUCCAACAUUCCCGUUUACAAUCCCACAAUGCCUCAGGGUAAUGCUGCACAGACACAAUCAAGCAAUCCACUACAAAUGCUGGAGAAUCUCAGUCAGGGAAUCAAUACUUCUGGUCCUCCUAACUGUACCGGAAACACAUUUACUAUGUCUGGGUCAAAUAUCCCAUCUAAUAGUAACUGUUCUCAAGGUGUUCCAAACAGUUUUUAUGGCAAUCAAAACUAUCCUCAGGGAAAUAGACUGUCUCAGGCUCCAGAGCAUUGUGGGAGUUCACAGAUGCAUCAUGGGAAUAUUCCCGAAGAAGUCCCUCUUCAUCCAAGCCAAAGUCCGAUACACAUUCCUGAUAUUAUACAGGACUUGCCUCCAUCACAUGGGUCGGAUUCACCAGGAGCUCGAAGUACUACCCACUCGCUUGGUAGCCCACCUUCUCAACUUCCUGUUGUCAAAUCGGAGCCUAAAGAUUUUGCUACCGACACAUCAUGUCCAUUUUCUAAAUGAAGUAUUUUGUGUAGAAUUGAUUUUGAUAUUUCAUACACCACAAGGUGGGAUAUUUGUGUAAUUUAUAUACAUAUAAUUCUACAGAAUGGUAGAUGAAGAAUCUGAGUUUCUAAAUCAGAAACAUACUUUAUUUGUUUAUGCCAGUAUUUUAGGGAGAGAGAGGAAAAGAGAUGAAAAUACUGAUGGAGAGAAUGAUUUAACUUGCUUCUGUUUUGGGCUUCCAGUGAUCAGGAAAAGACUUCAACAUGAAGACUACAGGCACUAAAUGUUACAUAGGAUCACAUGUAUAUUGAAAAUCACACAAAAAAGAAUCAACUGUGUACACUGAAAAUUUACAAAAAAAUUACAUAGAUAUUGAAAAUUACAAAACAACAUUUCAGUGGCAGAUCUAAAGCAUGUAAAGAGGGGUUAGCAGGGGUUGCAUCUUUGGAUAAUUUUGUUUUUAGAAAAAGGUAAUUUUUUACCACUUUUUGGUAUUGAAGCCCCUGUAUUGGGCGCAAAAAGGUACACAUUUGGGUCACAACCCUCCCUUGGAAAAUUUACUGGAUCCACCACUGUUCCAACAUAUUGAAAAAAAAAUAAUACACAUACUGAAAAUCAUGUAAUAUGUAAUCUAGGUAUGAGAUUUUCAAUAUAUAGAUAUUUUGUUUUUGUUGUUGUAACAUCAAGUGCCUGCAGAGGAGAUGUCUAUUCAGGUGAUUUUGAGGCAUAUUCAUGAUUGUAUAUGUAUCUACAAAGUUUUUUACAAUAGAUUGAAAUGUAAUACAAGUUCCUUUUUUUCUCUCGUGUGAGACUUGAUAUGCAUUGAUAUCUCAUGAAAGCUGGAAAUUCUGCAGUACCUAUCCUUUGUUGUCCACUAUAUGUUGAUUUUCAUACAACUGUUGUAAAGUCUACAUACCUUUAUAUUGUACUUGUAUCUUGAAAUAGAAUUUACGCCGUUUGCAGAAUGAAAAUAUACCUGCAAGCGUUUAUAACCUCGAAUUACCUGAAAUGGAGGGUAUUCGGAAGCUGCCUAUGUUAGCGAUAAAGGAUAUGGAAUAUAUCAAUAGGUAUUUGUUCCCAAAUUUGGUAAAUGUAUUUGACUAUUGUUAAGAUAUAUUAUUCAUACUAAAAAAUUGGAAUUGUGUAAAAUGAUGAGUGUCAACUUCAUGCAAAAAGUUUAUCUUGUACAUUAUAUUACAAGUGUUACUAGUAUAAGAGGAAGGGAGAAAAUGCAACGGACCGGACUGAGAUUCGAACCCAGACCCCUUGAAUCUCCAGUCAGGUGGUCUACCUACUGAGCUAUCUGGCCACCAGCGAUCGAACCCGUCUGAUCACUACGCUGGUAAAUAUGUACCAUUAAUGUCGCAUGAAAACUUCUGAUCGGAAUUGAGAGGUCAAUAAGACUACAGGUCACUUGCUGUCAGUGUGUUUCUGUUACUGCUGAUUUGCAUAUUGUCUAGAAUUGUAUGCACGUACAUUACAGUAAAACACGGUUAUAGCGAACCUCCGGGUCCAGCAAAAAAGGUUCGUUAUAACCAAAUUCGUUAUAUCAAACAUAAUUUCCUCUCAUAGGGGAAUAAUAUCACUUCGCAAUAAGCAUGAACUCAUUAUAAGUGUGUUUUAUAGGUGUGAUUUAUUUAUAUUAAUUGUUUAAUUUAUUUGAAAUUAUUCAUUGUAAGCCAUUGGGGCCAAGUCCAAUUUGUUUCCGAAAGUAAUAUUAUCUGUGCAGUGAAUAGUCAUGAUGACAUUUUGCAAGAAAGGAUAUCUAGUGUUGUAUGCAAAAAAUACCCCCAAAAUCGCAAUCUCUUCAUUUUCGAUCAUUUUUUCUUGCGUAAUAAGAUUUUGAUACAUUAUAGGUUUACAGAUCUCCAGCCUAGUCAUUACUGAGGGAGCCCUGGUAUUUUUCACAUUUCUCUGUUUUUUAUUACAUGUUGAUGAAUAGUUUGCUAUAUCAUCCAAGGUUUUAAAACACAAGGGGAAAAAACAACACAUUUAUAGUGUUAAUGAUUAGAUGAUUCAAUAUUUUUUUAGUUUAAAACAAAAAACUGCCCAUGUUAUCCCUCUGUUUUAGUCUUGUGUUUUAGAAUAUCAAAAUUGUUAGAUUAUAUUGAAUGAAUUGUUUUUGAAAUAAGAUGUGUGAUGCAUGAUGUGUUUUAGAGUGUUCAUUUAUUUAGUGGUUCUUUUUUUUUCUUUUCUUUUUUUUUGAAGAUCUCAUUUAUUCUUGUUUUUAUAAUUUAAUCCCUCCCCCCAAAAUGGUGUACAAAGAAUGAAUAGUUAAUUUUAUGUACAAUUAUGCUGAAUUGAUAAAUUUACGUAGAUGUUUAUUUAUAUAUGAUGGGUCACCAGGCUCAAUGCUAGAAUCUGAUUGGUUCAAUGCUAGAAUCUGAUUGGUUCAGAUGUAUCUUUUGCACUGACCUGGAGGUGUCCUAUUACAUGUAAGUGCAAUCUGUACAAUUUUUUUUUACCUCAUUUAUAUUUUUUUAAUUUAUUGCAUUUAUAUGUUGUAUACAGAAUUCUUAUGUAUACAUAUUCUAAAUUAUUUUAUAUACAUUGUAUAUGAACACACAAUAGGAUUAUAAAAUCAUAGAUGUUUCCUUCUAUACAGUUUGUAGUGCUUAGAUUCCAUAACAUUCACUAGAUUAUAUGUAUGUAUUAAAUAUGGAAAGUCAGAAUAAAAAAAAUGAAGUGAUGGUU